Molecule: messenger RNA, 5268 nt
Organism: Anopheles coluzzii
Lineage: Eukaryota; Metazoa; Arthropoda; Insecta; Diptera; Culicidae
Exons: 3
Coding region: 3045-4427 (460 amino acids)
Source: RefSeq, a predicted model, not a curated record
CGUGACAUUUCGGUUCGGGUUUCGGAAAGCUAUCCCCAAGGGUGAUGAUAUGUGAUUACCAUCAGUCUAGUUGAGCCGCCAGGGCGCUGCUAAGGCGCCGUUCGCCUGUGAGUCUUUACCAUCACAGUACAUUGACCUUCCGUUUCCCACUUUUUUAAAGGAAAACUACUAGCAGCAAGUGGGGCCAAGUGGUCGAAGCUUUCCCAAAAGCGCCAACGACAUUGACCGACCGGCCCACCACAGCAUCCCAGCAACCGGUGUGUAUCUGUGUGUGUGUGUGUGUUUGUGUGCGGCGAGUGGCUCUGGCUAUGAUCACUUAGAAAUGUGACAUUCAAGGCCCCAAUGUCAAGGUGGCCACCAUGUCAUGUAACACACAGACACACACACACCCGCCGAGCUGCUCACUUCCUCCCUUCGCUAAUCCGUAAAAGCGUAAGAAGCAGAAGAAGCAGAAGACGCAUUAGACCCCCGACCGGCCCCAAACAAACAAACAAACGCAAGAGCGCAAGAAUGGCAGCGUUUCCCAACGAUACAGCUAAACAAACAAACAAAACAACAACAAAAAAAGCUCGCUUUCUAUGCCACACACGUGAAAGAUAAACAACAUUCCCACAUUGCCCCCAAAACGGAACCAGCAACCACCCCUUCGGGCUGUUUGUGGGGUCGGGGAAGGUCACGGCAAGGAAGUAAACGCCAGGGGAGGAUGACCGGGGUGGUGAACGGAGGAGGGUGCAGAUGACACCUACUACCAAAAGCACACACCGACGGAUACAUUGAGGAGAUUUCGAUUGAUGUGAGAUCGUCGACACGGCGAAGGUGAACAGACCUCGCCGACCUGCGAUCGCGCCACGGCAGGUCGCUCCGAUCGUCCGGUGUGUGGGGUGAGACGCCGCGCCGCGUCCAAGAAUGUGGCUCUCGUAUUGAAGUCAAGUGCAUUUGAUGCACACACACACACGCACACGCGUACACAAUGCCCGCUAACAACGCGGCGUCUAACGGCGCCAAACACGCGGUGGAGAUCAAGCGUGUGCGAGAGAGAGAGAGAGAUAGAGAGUGUGUAUGUGAGACGCACGCUUACGCGGGAAAAGAAGUGAGAGAGAGAGAGAGAGAGCGCGCGCUCGCUGUCCAGCGCAGUCGUGCAGAGUGGCAACGCACCGGUGCGGCGCACCGUUUUCGUUCGAUGCCCUCUCCGUGUAAUUUCAAGGACGCACGUGGUUUGAUGGUUUCGGUGGUUCAGAUUCACACACGCACACACGCGCAACCCCAACACGUAUGUACACACAGGGGAAGGGGGGAAGAACACUACUCUCCGGUCCGGUUUUCCAGUCGUGGCUUUCGUGGGAUGUUUAUUCAUAGUUUACUAAUCAAAACCAUAGAUGAAACCCCUUUUUUUGCUCUCUCUCUCUCUCUCUCUCUCUCUCUCUCUCUCUCUCUCUCUCAAUCUCUUUCUUUCUCUCUCUCUCUCUCUCGCUCUCUCUCUUUCUCUCUCUGUCUCUCUUUUUGAUACAUCUCUCACUACCAUCCUACCCCUUCACCCCUUAAUCCACAUUGCCCUGCGAUAACGAAGCGCGCGGCGUGAAUGUCACGAUGCGCGCGGCAUUACGCACAAUUCACGCACCGGUGAACAAAGCAGGCCGAGGGAAAGCAAUCGCACGCAAAAAAACCCGUCGGUCUCUCUCUCUCUCUGUCUCUCUCUCUCUCUCUCUCUCUCUCAUACACACUCACACGCAAAAGCACCGAAAAAAGUGGGUUAUUGUGGUGCGGAAGAGGGAACGGGGGAAGAGGGAACGGCGAAGAGAGCGUGCGUGUAUGUGUGUGUAUUCGACUAGGCCGCUCGGCGAUAAAGCACACACUACCGAAAUGCGCUAAGUACACCCGCAGUUGGGUCUGCGUUCGCUGUGGCGCGUUUCGGUUGUGUGUUGCGCUGCCGCCGCCGCCGCCGCUCUCGCCAACCAUCGUCAUCGUCGUUGCCUACUACGAAUGCACGAGCGAGUGUGUAUGAGUGUGUGCGCUGGCUCGCCCUGCCAAAGCUUCGCCGCUUUCGGCUUCGGCCAUCGGCGGUGGAUGCAAUAAUAAACACUUCGCUGUCAGCCUCCGUGGCCGGUGGUGUGCACUUUCCCUCUCGUACUUGACGGCCGUACCGUCGUUCGGGGCCGUGGUCUCCGCUUUGCUGGUGUAGUUGCAUCCCCGUUCGCUAGUAGUAGUGGUAGUGGUGGUAGUUACUGGUGCCUGGAACAGUACGGUACAAUCGGCACACGUGAACGCACCCGUUCGGGACGACGGUUUGCUGCUGUUUUGUUUCCCCCUUCGUUCGGUGAGGCUGUGCUGUGAGUGAAAUUGUGAUGUCCCACACGACGGCGUGACGUAUUGUCGUUGGUCAAGGACGUGGAGUGUGUGCAUGCUUGCGUGUGUGUGUGUGCGUUUCGUUCUCGGUUGGCGCGGUGUGUGCGCUCGCCUCGGUGCACACGGUGGGUGCUGUAAAAAAAACAGUACACAGAGGCGCGCGCGGCCAUUCUCAGCACCGCCAAACACAGUACCGCGGACCGUGCCAGUGUCGGUUGCACUUUCCCUCACCCCGGAUGGCGUUUGAUGGCAUUUAAAGCGUUCGAAAGCGGUGCAACUACAGGGGGGAGUGAAAAGAGACACACUAACAACCCCCCACAAACUCGCCAUGCAUCCAAGUAAUCGAUGGAUCCGUGUCCAUUUGUGCGUUCUCUCUCUCUCUCUCUCUGUAGCGGUGAGUGAUUGAGCAGCAGCAGCAGCAAUAACCGCCAAAAUACUACACACUACAGUGUGUGUGUGUGUGCGUGUGAGUUAAUUUUGCGUAAUUUUGAUGCGUGUGCGUGUACCUGUGAGUGAGUGAAGUGUGUGGUAAGCGAAAUAGGCAAGUGUGGCUUUAUAAACACACACACACAAACACACCCACCCGCAAAGACCAGCAACAGCAAAAGCAAAAGCGAUUCCGGUUGGAAGCGAACUUGCCCCAAAACAAACAGAAAACAAACGAAAAAAAGCCCGCUCUCCCCCAUUGCUGCCGCCUUCACAUGCAAGCCCGCACAGCCGUCAGGAUGAAGCAAGAAGUGGCGGUCGGCAUGUACGUGGACGAGGAUCGGGACGUGUACAUGAUCGAGCGGAAGGACACGAUCGUCGACAUCAUCCGGAUGCAGCAGAAGGCGGGCCUGUGGCAGACGCUGUCGGUCGACCUGGUCGACUGCGGGCCGGGCAGCCGGGAGGGCGACAACUACAUGUCGAUCAUCAAGCGGGUAAAGGCCCACUGUAAGGCGAAAUCGGUCGACGGGCGAAACCACGUGUUUACAAUUUCGCUGAUUUUUAAGCGUCAAAUCACCAACCCGAACCGGCGCCGGCUGUUCCGGUGCGAUGCCGCGUUCGAGAACGAGAUCACCGCGUACGCGAGCAUCGUCCCGGUGCUGCAGCGGAUAUCGCCGUACGAUCUGCCGUACCCGAAGUGCGUGACGGCCGGCAGCGACGAGCACGGCGAUCGGAUCGUGCUGGAGGAUCUGACCACGAGCGGGUACGCCAUGCUCGAUCGGCGGGUUGGGCUGAGCUACGAGCACUGCAUUGCGGUGAUGAAGGAGCUGGCGAAACUGCAUGCCGUCUCGCUCGCGAUGAAGCACGCGCACCCGCACGAGUACGCCGACGUCUGCUCGAAGAUACGCGAGAUCGUGUACUGUCCGGAGGCGGCCGAGUUCUACACACAUUCCCUCGAGUCGUCGCUGCGCGGCGCCCUGGACAGCCUGCGGUACAGCAACGGCGAGCAGGGCGAGCUGGACGGCCCGAUCCGGGCGGUGGAGGGGCUGACCGGCCGGCUGUACCGCAUCAUGUCCGCGCUGGUGUGCGACGGCAUGGACGAGGGCUGGCGCGUCAUCUGCCACGGCGACACGUGGGUGAACAAUCUGAUGUUUAGCGCGGACCGGCAGCACGUCCGGCUGAUCGACCUGCAGACGAUGCGCUGCACCACCCCGGUGCUGGACAUACUGCACCUGCUGUACACCAGCACGGAACACUCGAUGCGCCGGCAGUACGUGCCCGAGCUGCUGCUGCAGUACCGCCAGUCGCUGCUCGCGGCGCUGGGGGAGCAUUUCUGCGCGUGCGAAGAGCCGGCCGCGGCCGCCGCGCUGCUGCGCCGCUACGCGGACCAGUUUUCGUACGCCCGGCUGCGGGCCGAGUACGAUCGCUGCCUGCCGUACGGGCUCGGCAUCGCGAUGUGGCUGCUGCCGGCCGUCACCUUCAACCCGGACAAGAUACCGGACCUGGACGCGGUCACGAUUCAAGAUUUCAAGACGAAGAAGCACGACAAGCGCAUCGCCCAGAUCGUCUCGAACGACUACCACACGCGGAUGCGCGACAUUGUCCUGGAAAUGUACGAUCAAGGCGUGCUGCAGCGGCUCAAGAGCGACCGCAUCUAGGGCGGAUGGUGGGCACCGGCCGGCAGCGGUGUGGUGGCAUUUCACGCGCGAUUGGAGCGUCUAUGUGCCAGAAACGCUGUCCGAAUGGGGGAGAAGAAGACGGAGGGGGGGGGGAAUGGCGCACGGAGGGGACAUAGGCGAGAUAGUGGCACGGUGUUGGAUUCAAGGGCGCGCUCGGUGCAACACUUCGAUGUCGCCCAUCCAGUACAGUCAACCCGUUUUGUGUACCUUCCAUCACCGCCACGAUCACCGCCUCCCCGGGGCGGCCACUGUACAGUGUUUGUGUUAUGCUUUAGUCAGUAGAAAGAACAACAACUCCUACAAAUAGUACCGUACCCGGUUAGUGCGCAUUUCAGGCGUCUUAUGUGUGCGUUUGUAUGUAUGUAUGUGUGUGUGGUUGUGUAUUAAGUCGACAAUCACCGCACGACGCCCGGUUCCGAAAGAUAGUGCAACCGACAGCAACUAACAACCAACAACAAAAACGCAACGUUUACAAUUCCCCGCUCCGCAGAUUGGCAUCGGCCAGCGAUUGCGCAAUUGCAAAAAGAAGAAACCGGGCGGGCGGACAAAACCGGAAGAUCGAAGUCCCGCGAUCGAUGUGCCGGUGGAAUACAAAUUUGUGCCUACGCAUGGGGCGGACCACUUGCCACGUGGUGUGUGUACACCGCUCACUGCUUCAUCAGCCGCGCCGCGAUGAUGGACGGAUCGAUUGGAUUGGAGCAGAGUUUGCUAGAUCAGUAGUUACCAAUUAAACCUGUUGUUGAUGCGAUAAGCAAGAAACAAACCCGCCUAGUGUAAGAUGAUCUGUUUUUGUUCGAUUCAAUAAACAGCUGUUACUACA